AUCCAUUUCCAUGAAUACCACAGACAAAAUUGUUCGACUACGACACAAUCUAAAAUGUCAUGUUCGAAUUCAUUUUAAUGAUAAAUAUCCGGUAGACAUCAAUGAUUUGUUGUUUUCUGUUCAGAGGGAUUUACACGCGGUAGCUUUUUUAAAUCAAGGAAAUGUUCGUACAAUUUAUGAUGGAAAAGUAAUAGACGUGUAUUCUGAACCUGUGCAAGGACAUGCAUUGGUAGAAAUAGGUCGAAAAUUUGUACAACCAAAAGAACCGCAAGAUGAAGAGGAAAAAGACCUGAAGCCAACGUUGGAACUUCAGUAUCAAGGUUCAAUGUCAAACAAAAUCAUUCAUGUCGCUAUAAAGGGCGCCUUUUCAUCUUCGUCUUGAUCCGGACCGGAAAUCUAGAUAUGAUUUUUAUAGCAAGAACAGAACGUAACUCUUGAAAAAUAAAAAAUAAAAAAUAAGGAUUGAACGAAAACAGAAUGCCUACUGCCUUUUUGUAGUUUUAAUGGCAUGUCAUAUCACUACUUAACAAGAAUAUAUGGUU
Molecule: messenger RNA, 542 nt
Organism: Schizosaccharomyces octosporus yFS286
Lineage: Eukaryota; Fungi; Ascomycota; Schizosaccharomycetes; Schizosaccharomycetales; Schizosaccharomycetaceae
Product: recombination protein Saw1
Exons: 2
Coding region: 11-382 (123 amino acids)
Source: RefSeq, a predicted model, not a curated record